Messenger RNA from Cercospora beticola, 1540 nucleotides. RefSeq lists its product as uncharacterized. The record is from RefSeq and is a predicted model, not a curated record. Lineage: Eukaryota; Fungi; Ascomycota; Dothideomycetes; Mycosphaerellales; Mycosphaerellaceae.
CGACAACAUGCCUGCUCCCGCCAAUCUGUCAGCAGACACCGCCACCACAAUCAACGUUGGCAAGGAAGCUGCGGAACAUUUUCUUCUGCAGAAUGGCUAUCGCAACCUAAAUCACGGCUCGUUCGGGACCUACCCUCGUGCUGUUCGGACAACACUGCGUGCUCUGCAAGACGAAUGCGAGGGUCAGCCAGAUCGUUUCAUUCGCUACACGUAUCCUCAGAAGGUUGAUGAAUCACGGCAAAUCGUUGCCGACUACCUCAAUGCGUCCGUUGAUACUAUAGUCUUCGUUCCUAAUGCCACCACCGGCGUCAACACCGUCUUGCGGAACCUCCUCUGGCAGCCGGGCGAUGUCAUCCUGUAUUUGUCCACUAUCUACGGAGCCUGCCAAAAGACCAUCGAGUACCUGGCAGAAACGACGCCUGUUCAAGGUCAAGCUGUGGAAGUGACGUAUCCCAUUUCCGAUGCCGCUCUCGUGCAGGCUUUCUUGAGCACAGUCUCGUCUAUUAAGGCUGCGGGCAAGACACCCAAGCUGGCAAUGUUUGACACAAUCGUCAGCAUGCCUGGUGUCCGCGUUCCCUUUGGGCAGCUCACGAAGCUUUGCCACGAGCAUGGCAUCCUGAGCCUGAUUGACGGCGCCCACAGCAUUGGACAGAUCCCCAUCAAUCUUGGCGAGCUAAAUCCCGACUUCUACGUUUCGAACCUGCACAAAUGGCUGCAUGUACCGCGCGGCUGUGCUGUCUUCUACUGCCCUGUCAAAAAUCAGCCUCUGAUGCGAUCCAGCCUGCCCACUAGCCACGGAUUCGUCCCAAAAGUCAACACCGCCCUUGUAAGCCCGCUGCCGCCCAGCCAAAAGAGCGAAUUCGUCAACAAUUUCGAAUUCACUGGCACAAUCGAUACUAACCCGUACCUUUGCGUCGGGGCCGCCCUGAACUGGAGGGCAAGGAUGGCCUGGAACGGAAAGAAUGGCGAAGAGGCUAUCAUGGCAUACUACAUUUUCCUAGCGAGGAAAGCUGGCCAGAUCGUAGCUGGAAUACUGGAAACUGAAGUCAUGGAGAACAGCGAGGGCACGCUACAAAAUUGCGCUUUCUCAAACGUCGCCCUACCGCUCAGUCUCCAGGACGAUGCUGAGGGUACGUACACCGUCGCUGUCGCUAUCGCUCAGUGGAUGAGCAAGGUAUUAGUGGAGGAGUACAAUACCUUUCUGGCAAUUUUGAUUCACGGAGGCAGGUGGUGGGUCAGGCUCUCUGCACAAGUUUACCUGGACGAGGAGGACUUUCACUGGGCCGGCAAGGUGUUGCAGGAGGUCUGUGAAAGGGCUAAGGACGGCGAAUGGCGCGGUGCUAGACCGGGGCCGCCUGUGAGGCUCGCUGGCAACCAGAUAGCUUCUUAGAGCUAGGUAGAGUUGAUGUAUCGUGGUCGCUUCGGCUUUUGCCUUACAUGCAGUCGAUAUCGAUCUAAUAAGAGCUAUAAGACGCCGUCCGUCUGCACUCGUCGCUUGCUAUACUAUAGGUAGUUAGGUUUGUGCUUUAAGAUUAACCCG